Molecule: messenger RNA, 912 nt
Organism: Choloepus didactylus (southern two-toed sloth)
Lineage: Eukaryota; Metazoa; Chordata; Mammalia; Pilosa; Megalonychidae
Product: cardiotrophin-2-like
Exons: 5
Coding region: 1-912 (303 amino acids)
Source: RefSeq, a predicted model, not a curated record
AUGCAGCUGGGCCUGCAUGGGCCCGCCUGCCAGCCCUGGCAGCCCCUGGCCCUGGAGACCCUGUUUAGGACCCCCCCACCCCCAAACCCAACUUUUUCCUGGGAUGGGCCCUGGCCUUGCUGUGUGACUCCAGGGCUGAACCUGGGUCCCCGUGGGGCGGAGCAGGGGGCCGCCUCCUGGGAGGAAACUGGAUCCCAGGACGUGCGGAGCCGCAGGGAGAAGGGCGGCCCCUUUGUCCCCCCCCCCCCCGAUAAUCCCUCCCUGCCCUUGUUCCCUGCCUCCCAGCCACCAGGGUUUAAGGUUGAGUUUGGGGGCUCCCCCCUUUGCCUGCUGACCCUGCUGCUGCCACCCCUCAGCCCUGCAGCCCCCAUCUCCCCAGCUGAUCUCAUCAGUCAAGCCUACAGCCUGGCCCUCUACAUGCAGAAGAACACGUCAAUGCUGCUGCAGACUUAUCUCCUGCACCAGGGCAGCCCCUUCAGUGACCCUGGCUUCUCAGCCCCUGAGCUCCAGCUGAGCAGCCUGCCUUCUGCAGCCAUCUCCUUCAAGACUUGGCAUGCUCUGGAAGAUGGGGAGCGGUUGGGCCAUGCCCAGGAAGCCUUCCUGGCCUUGAGCCAGCACCUCCAGCUCGUGGGGGAUGACCAGACCGACCUUAACCCUGGCAGUCCCAUCCUGCUGGCCCAGCUUGGGGACGCGAGGCUCAGGGCCCAGGGCCUGCUGGGCAACAUGGCUGCCAUCAUGACUGCCCUGGGGCUGCCCAUCCCCCCAGAAGAGGACACCCUCGGACUUGUCCCCUUUGGGGCCUCCGCCUUUGAGAGGAAAUGUCGAGGCUACAUAGUGACCCGGGAAUAUGGCCACUGGACAGACCGAGCCGUGAGGGACUUGGCUCUGCUCAAGGCCAAAUACCCAGUAUGA